AUGAUUCGUUCCUUCAAGGCCAAAAUACGCAUGCACGCUAGUGAAAUGCUGGGGUGUACCUUCAUCGACAGCCCUAUACCUGUCGCAUCAGAUAAGGAGGCUCAAGCCUUUGAACAGCACAAGCAUCCAGGUCCCUCUCGGGCAGACUUCAGGCUCCAUUUGAGUGGCUCGCUGACAUCAAAAUGGAACAAACAAGCGGCUGCAGUAUUUUCGGAAGAGUUCAUCAACCUUGGAUUCUCGGAUCACCAUAAUGACAAGGAUAUCAAACACAUGUUCAGCGUCCAUCUAGCAACUUUGCGAGCUCAGUACAAGAAGCAGCUGACCGGCACUGAAGAGCCUACGCAGGUAGAAUUUGACAGACAGACAGAGGACAAUCGAGAACAUAGACGUCGUGCGCUUCGAGAACGACGAUCAAGUGCUGUCAGCGCACAUUCACAUCUCGCUCGUUUCCAGAAUUUGUGGGACACUAUCCCUUACACGGCGAUGAGUGGCGACGAGUCCGACCACUCACGAGGAAAAGUGAGAUAUGUUGUACUGACACUCUCCGGAAUUCGAGAGAUGGCUGUUGUCUUUGACUGGAUGCAUUUGUGGUGUAGAUUCACACCAGAAGGAAGACCCAAGCACGGCGCAUUUCCUCGAUAUCGCCGUCGUGGAUCCAUGAGGCUCGAGCGUGGUGCAUUACCUGUCAAAGGGCUUCCUGUGAAUUGUUAUGAUACGCAAUGGUUAGCCGGACUUGACCUGGAAGACCGUCACUCCCUCAAUAUUCAACCAGCUGCUGAUCUCACUCACACUAACACCGUUAUGACGUUUGUAUCAUUACAAAUCUUUCACGUUACUCCGCUGACUCUUCCUUCAGCAUUGCUCGCAGAUUCGCCCAUGUCAAGGACAGUACAACACGCCCUCAUCCCUCAUCUACUCCCUGACCAGUGUUGA
Laetiporus sulphureus 93-53 is the source of this 933-nucleotide messenger RNA. RefSeq lists its product as uncharacterized. The record is from RefSeq and is a predicted model, not a curated record. The transcript has 3 exons. The coding region runs from base 1 to 933 and encodes 310 amino acids. NCBI's taxonomy places the organism in Eukaryota, Fungi, Basidiomycota, Agaricomycetes, Polyporales, Laetiporaceae.